UUGAAGUUACAGAAGAAUCUAAAAGAAAGAGCUUGAUUUUGAUGGGGUCAUGGAAUUCAGUUUCGUUGGAAGUGUUGUAUAAUGUUUUUGGAUGGAUUGCGUUUGUCUUAUGGUCUAUUAGCUUUUAUCCUCAAGUCGUACUAAAUUUCCGUAGGAAAAGCUCUGCUGUUCAAAGGCAAUACCAUCAUUGAUAUGGCUCUAACGAGAUGAUACCUGUAGCUGCCAACGAUGUGGCUUUCUCUACUCAUGCGGUUGCUUUAACAGCAUUUACCUUAUUUCAGAUUGUUAUUUAUGAUCGUGGAAAUCAGAAGGUCUCAAAAACUGCUAUAGCAAUUGUCACUGUUGCUUGGUUAAGUGUUGCAGUUUGUGUUUUUGUGUCUUUCCCUAAGCAUUCUUGGCUAUGGCUAGUUUCCUGCUUCAACACAUUGCAGGUUGUUAUGACAAUAAUUAAGUACAUUCCCCAGGUUGUUAUGAAUUUCCGGCGAAAGAGCACAAUUGGAUUUAGUAUUGGCAACAUUUUGCUGGAUUUGUUUGGAGGUUUAACAAAUUAUGGGCAGAUGGCAGUGCAAUCCAUAGAUCAACAUUCUUGGGUUAACUUUUAUGGAAACAUCGGCAAGACCUUAUUGUCAUUGGUGUCGAUAUUCUUUGACAAUCUCUUCAUUGUGCAACACUAUGUGCUCUAUCCUUCUAGGAAAGAAGUUGCUUCUCUUGAUUUUGAUGUGGUAAGCAAGAACCCAUUACUUAAAUCUUCAGAUCAUCCACAUACGUUACUAUAAAAUGUUUAUUGUAUUGUUUGAUAAAGUAUGCAAAGAUAUGCCAAGUAAAGACUAUAUUUCUGCCUGUAU
Messenger RNA from Nicotiana tabacum (common tobacco), 845 nucleotides. Its product is annotated as cystinosin homolog. Gene Ontology annotation, biological process: L-cystine transport. The record is from RefSeq and is a predicted model, not a curated record. Gene Ontology annotation, cellular component: vacuolar membrane. Lineage: Eukaryota; Viridiplantae; Streptophyta; Magnoliopsida; Solanales; Solanaceae. Gene Ontology annotation, molecular function: L-cystine transmembrane transporter activity.